AAUGUCCACUUGUGAAAACUAACCCCCAAAUUCUCCUCAAAUUCAUCUUCUUCUUCUCCUCCUCCAAAAACUUCCUCCCCUUUUACACAACCAAAAAAACAAAAAACAAAAAAAAAAAAAAAAAAAAAAAAUUCAUCACAAAAAAAAAACCCUCAUACAUCUUCAUCAUCAUCGUCGUCGUCAUCAUCAUCAACAACAACUUAAUCCAUGUCGAAACCACAUGCCAUAAUGAUACCCUAUCCAUAUCAAGGUCACAUAACCCCAUUUGUAUACCUAGCCAUAAAGCUAGCAUCACAUGGUUUCACCAUAACAUUUGUUAACACACAUUAUAUCCAUUCAAAAAUCUCCAAUUCCAACAAAAACAAAGACGAUUUAUUUGCUAAUGCACGUAAAUCUGGGUUAGACAUUCGUUAUACAACUGUUAAUGAUGGUUUUCCUUUACAAUUUGAUCGUUCAUUGAACCAUGAUCAAUUUGUUGAAGGUUUAUUGCAUGUUUUUUCUGCACAUUUUGAUGUGUUGGUUGGUGAUUUAGUGAAAUGUGAUCCACCUGUGAAUUGUUUGAUUGCUGAUACAUUUUAUGUAUGGCCAGCUAUGAUUGCUGAGAAGUAUAAUUUGGUAUAUGUAUCAUUGUGGACUGAACCUGCUUUGGUUUUUAACUUGUAUUAUCAUAUGGAUUUGUUGAAGAAGAAUGGACAUUUUGCUUCUCAAGAUAAUAGAAAGGACACUAUUGACUACAUACCAGGAGUUGAAGCUAUUGAACCAAGAGACUUGAUGUCCUAUCUCCAAGCAACUGAUAUUUGGACUGUGGUUCAUAGGGUAAUCUACAAGGCCUUUACUGAUAUUAAAAAGGCAGACAUCAUCAUUUGUAAUACAGUCCAAGAACUUGAAUGUGAUACACUUUCAGCCCUAAAUAAAAAUCAGCCCACAUAUGCUAUUGGGCCUAUAUUCCCAUCUGGUAAUCUCACUAAGGCCCCAUUCAGUCUUAGCCUAUGGUCCGAGUCCGAUUGCUCGCAAUGGCUCAAUAGCAAGCCCAACUCAUCAGUCUUGUAUGUGUCAUUUGGUAGUUAUGCACAUACUAGUAAGGAAGAUUUAUUGGAGAUAGCCCAUGGGCUUCAACUUAGUGGGGUGAACUUCAUUUGGGUUCUAAGGCCCGAUAUCGUUAGCUCAGAUGAGACGGAUUUCUUGCCUGUUGGGUUUGAGGAAAGUAUAAAAGAUCGAGGGUUGAUCGUGCCAUGGUGUAAGCAGAUUGAAGUGAUAUCACAUCCAGCGACUGGUGGAUUCCUGACUCACUGUGGAUGGAACUCGACGCUGGAGAGCAUAUGGUGUGGUAUACCGUUGAUAUGUUAUCCCUUGUUGACCGAUCAAUUCACUAACCGAAAACUAGUUGUGAAUGACUGGAAGAUUGGAAUUAAUUUGUGUGACAAAGAGCGCGUUACACACGAGGAAGUAGCCGAAAAGGUUAGCCAUUUUAUGUGUGGGAAUAGCACUCAAGUUUUGAGAAAUGCAGUGAAGGAAGUGAGAAAAACAUUAGAAAAUGCAUUAGAAAAAGAUGGAUCAUCUGAGAAAAAUUUUCAUAAAUUCAUGGAGGACAUAAAGGUAAAUGCAAGGAAACGGGCCGGGCUUUCGAAUGGGCAUGCUAGUCCAUUAUACCAAAAUGGUAAUGGGCUGAUCCAUUGAAUAUUUGCAACCAUAUAGCCUGAAGGACCUAAGUUUUAGGAAUAGUGCUACUAGCCACUUUUUGACUCUCUUUUUUAAAAAGAUAGUCAUUAUUAUGGAGUUUCAAAUUUCACGAGUAAAACUUCAGCAUAUCAUCAUGAAGUUUUCGGUGGGACAUUUUGGAACUCCAGACUAGUGACUAUUUUUCAAGUAUAGAGACUGAAAGUGAUUGUUUUUGAAAUUUUUGGCAAUGUUGUGCGCGCUCUCUCUCUCCUUGUUAUAAAACCUUUGAGAUUAAUUUUUGCUUAGUUAAAUUCAAGUUGUGAAUGUAAAAAAUUGUUUGUUCAAUAAAUAAUUUAGUUUAGUUUGUUUUAAAA
Molecule: messenger RNA, 2033 nt
Organism: Capsicum annuum
Lineage: Eukaryota; Viridiplantae; Streptophyta; Magnoliopsida; Solanales; Solanaceae
Product: UDP-glycosyltransferase 86A1
Exons: 2
Coding region: 208-1677 (489 amino acids)
Molecular function (GO): UDP-glycosyltransferase activity
Source: RefSeq, a predicted model, not a curated record